Cutaneotrichosporon cavernicola is the source of this 570-nucleotide messenger RNA. RefSeq lists its product as uncharacterized. Lineage: Eukaryota; Fungi; Basidiomycota; Tremellomycetes; Trichosporonales; Trichosporonaceae. The transcript has a single exon. Bases 1 to 570 code for a protein of 189 amino acids. The record is from RefSeq and is a predicted model, not a curated record.
AUGCUCGCCCUCACUCUCGCCCUCGUCCUCCUCGUCCCCGCCUUGGCGGCCCCACUUCCCGACAUUGUCGCGCGCCAGACCCCUACCUGUCCGGACGACCAGGUGCUGUACUGGUCCGCUGCCGCCGACGCUCCGAUCUGCGGUCCCCUCGCCCCUCUCUGCCAGAGCGGAUGGUACUGGUGCACCGACAAGUGUAUCCCGUACUGGGACAAGUGCGAUGCUUCCAGCGAGCCCGUUAACCCACUCCCCACCGAUCUCGCCGCGCGUUCACCCGAGCCUGAGCUCAAUCCCAAGUACCCCUCCAUCACGCCCAAGGCCCGUGCCGACUCUGACUCGGCCCGUAACCCCAAGCGCCAGAUCCGCACUUGUGCCGACACCGAUGUGCUCCUGUGGCGCGAUGGCGCUCCAGUUUGCGCUCCUGCCCCGCCCAAUUGUCAGUCUGGUUGGUACUGGUGCACCGAUAAGUGUGUGCCCUAUUGGACCAAGUGCGAGUCCGCUCUUAUGCGCCGGGACAACGAUAAGCGCAGCGUUGCCGAAGAGCCCCAGUAUCACCAGGCGCGCGGAGCAUAA